UCGGGAGAUUAGAAUCUAGAUAUAAAGUGAACCCGUUGUGAGAACACUUCAAGUUCGUUUUUUUCUAGCUCUCUGUUGAAAAGGUUUUUUUAGUGUUAAUAGGACAAAACUUUGUGCCAAUCAGUAGACUUGUAGAAUAAACCGUAAAGCUACCGUUUUAAUUUGGCUUAUGAAACUACAAACUACCGCAUCGAGUGGAACUCCUUCCUUUAGUAACCAGUCGUUUGGUGCAGCAUACAAUUUUAAACGCACUCUAACGUUUUAUAUCGCUUAAUUAAUAUGGACCGCGGGGGUUGUAGUUUAAGUGGCGGGGGUGGGGGUGAACGUCAGGCUAGUGAGAGACAGGAGACAGGAUCCCAGUCUGGGAUGAUCACCCUCGAAGAACUAGAGUCUCUCUCAGAAGACCAGAUCUUAGACUCGGGCAAUGGUAGUUUAGAGGAGGGAGAGAUAGUGGAAGGAGAACAAGACAGAUUGCUUCACUACUGGCAGGACAUCGCCAGAGGACAUCGAGUGGAGGUGCCAAGAGACAUGGCAGAACCUAUUCAACAGCUAACGACCAAUAAUAAUGGCACACACAACCGGGAGACUGUUCCAUUUACGCUCAUUUCCCGUAAAGAAAAGGUACGCAUCCAUCAAUGCAAAUCAAUGACAGGUCUGGGGGGGGCGGUUGGCUUGCAGUGUGGGGACGUGCUUUAUGAGAAGCGCAACUACAAGAAGGCAUACUGGGCCUGCAUCACUGUGAAGGAGGAGACUUAUGAACAAAGCAUCUGCUAUGGGUUCAUGAGGAUCAUGAGAUACAUCUGCCAGCAGAAUUCACUAGGUAGUUACCUGGGGAUGACUUUACCCAUCGUGACAGUGCUCCGCACAAAUGAAAUGCAUACAACACUGUCUGGAGCGGUCACGGUAGCUUACUACCUGCCCUCACAACACCAAGCGCAACCACCACAGCCCUAUGACACAGGGGUAGUCAUCGAGCAGUGGCCAGCUACUAUUGUCUACACCAGAGCCUUCACUGGUGCCACAAACGAGACGAUCAUCUUAAAUGAGAUCAACAUACUGGCAGAGUUGCUGGAUUCUCCAGAGCUCUAUGUCACUGACUCCUUCAUUGUGGCUAGCUACACAAACCCUGCAGCUGCCAAUCGAGAGAAUGAGAUGUGGUUCUUCAAGAGGCCUUGAGGUUGUCCUACAGAAACACACCAGUCCCUGAACCUUCAGUGCCCUUCUUCAGCACCCAGCACUCUGCUAUUCUCAUGACCUCAACGUCAGUAGGCACUUUAUUAUUUUCAUUAUGUAAAAUGACAGGGUGAGUAAAACCCAGAAAAAGGAAAUCUCUUACUUUCCUGAUGAAAACCAGUCAAUCAGUAUAAAAGAUAAAAUUAUCUUAAGAAUUGGAAUUCACAGGGCUCUUAAAAUAACCACCCAAGACCACAGAAAGGGCCUGUAUACUUUAUGAAUGCUUACAUUUUUCCAUGUAGAAAUCUAGAGGGAAUGUACAUUUAAUAGUGAAGCUACAAGGACAGGGCAAACAAUUUCUCUUUCUUUCUCUCUCUCUCUCUCUCUUUCACACAUUUCACACACACUCUCACUCAUGUGCAUAUAUUCAUAUGCACACACACCCCCACACACAACCCUGCACAGAAAAACAGACGGAUUUCUUCAGUUCGGUAGGAAAAAAACAGGAAAUGCAUCACUGUGAACCAAAUGCUGUCUGACAAUCAAACAUGCUACUUGUGCAUCUUUCCCUAUGGAGUGUUCUUCAAAGUCUUACUCACUGAACACUAACAUGCCUCUCAUUUCUUUUUUGCAUUGCUUUGAGUCAGUGUUAGUAAGAGUGCAUUUACUUCAAGCCAUUAAAGACCAUUUCUGUCACAGAGAAAACCAGUGUAAUAGAGAACACAUUACACUGUACCACACCAAAAGACAAGAUACAGCUGUAGUUUGAUUUGUGGUUGUUUCAGAAAUAGUUUUCAUUUUAACUCUAAGUAUUUUUUAAAUCAAGGAUAAAUAGGUUAUAAGAAGUCAAUAAGUUAUACAACAUGCAUAUUUGGGCUUGCCAAACCAUCAAAAGACUCCCAGAAUCAAUGUAGAACACUUUUAAAUGUUAAUAGAAAGCCUGAAUUGGAAUACAUAUACACUAACAAACAUUCAAUUUUACACCUGGAGUUGAGAACCAACAGUCACAAAACUAAUGCUAAACAUGAAAUUAAACAUUAUUUUUGAUUGAAAGAAAGCUAUCUUUUUAAAUGUUUACCAAUUGCUUUUAUUGUUUUGGAUUAUUUCUGAAUUCUUAACAUAUAUACACAAUUGGAAUUCUACAAAGGAUGUCAAAUAUCCUCUGCCAAACCGUUAGAGCUUCACAUAGGGCCCAGCCCACUCACUUCAUACAAGAAACCACAACAUCACAAGCUCUUCACAGUGGUCAUCAGGUAGGCACCUCCCUUCAUCUGUGUUUCAUGAAGUUAAGCCCAUGACACCUCCAGAAGGCUGAAUAGUGAGGUCUGGUGAGCCAGCCACACUCCCCUCCAAACUCUUAACAAAAGUUGCCCCAGUUUAAACCUAAACCCAAACUGGACUCCGUGGUCACUAAGGCUGUACCGAUCCCCACUGGCACCGUUAAUGCAUGGGCAGUGCUACCAGUUCCAUCUGGAUAUACCGCAUAACACAAUGACAAAAAUAGUAAGAAUUAUAUGAAGAAAAAUAUAGUCUGCCAAGCAGCAACACAAGUGAAAUGUUAUCACUUAUACUGUGUAUGACUUAUAUGAGUAUGAGUAUGAGUUAUACUGUGUAUGAGUAUGAGUUAUACUGUGUAUGAGUAUGAGUUAUACUGUGUAUGACUAUGUAUGUGACAAAUAAACCAAACUUGAACUUUUGCACCAUGGCUACAUGGUAAAGUUCUGCUCAUUAGGGAUCAUCCAUUUUUAAUUAGUUUUUUGUCUGCUUUGUUUGUGUUUAUCUUUUUCAGUGUUUUGUAGAAGUGUAAUGUAAAGUAAUGUAAAGUAUAAAAGUGCAAAGACAAGACAUAAGCUACUGUGAAUUACUUCAGUGCUUUCCUAAUUUUUAU
Molecule: messenger RNA, 3061 nt
Organism: Electrophorus electricus (electric eel)
Lineage: Eukaryota; Metazoa; Chordata; Actinopteri; Gymnotiformes; Gymnotidae
Gene: soul3
Product: heme-binding protein soul3
Molecular function (GO): heme binding
Source: RefSeq, a predicted model, not a curated record